UGCGUCAUUCCAGGGUCCAAUUGUUUCCAGCCGCAAACUUAACAGAUUGAAUUUGAAUGACCUGCUAAACCCAUUCGCUGCCAACUCUAGACUGAGAUGAUAGAUUAGUCGGAGGAUCACCUCCAGGCGUUGAAAAAACGACAUAAGCGACUAGAGAAUUUUAAUUUAUAAGGUCCUAGCUAGCUCGGCUUUAUACUCUGAAAAUACUGGAGUCUGAACGGAUCAUGGCAACCUUCUCAGCCCUCCUCCUCCUCCUCCUCUUCUUCUCUCCCAUUUCCGCUCUCGACUUUCUCUUCAACUCCUUCUCCAACAUCACCAAAGGCACCGACCUCAUCCUCAUCAACGACGCCCAAUUGGACGCUGCCGCCAUCUUCCUCACAGACUACACCAAUAUGUACACCUUCGGCCACGUCUUCCACCCAACCAAAAUCCCCAUGAAACCCACUUCCAACUCCAGCUCCGUAGCCUCCUUCUCCACCUCCUUCGUUCAUGGCGGAGAUCGCGAGCAUGGGACGGCUGCAGCACAAGAACUUGGUCCAAUUGCGGGGUUUGUGCAGAAGGGGAACGAGUUGAUGCUGGUGUACGAUUACAAGCCCAACGAGAGCCUAGAUGGGUGGAUUUUCGGCAAGCCCAAGACUGUUAUGGGGUGGGAGAAACGGCAGCGCGUGGUGGUGGAUGUGGCGGAGGGGCUGAAUUAUCUCCACCACGGGUGGGACCAGAUGGUUGUUCACAGAGACAUCAAGUCGAGCAGUAUUUUGCUAAACGUGGAGAUGAGAGGGAGGCUUGGGGAUUUUUGGCUGGCGAAGCUGUACCGGCACGGGGAAGUACCCAAUGUGACAAAAUGUAAAACCAUUUUAUGAAUGACAAUGAAUUAUGCCAAGAAUUAUUGAGAGAAUAAUUGACUUGGCAUACAAGUUAAUAAAAUUUGUAGGAUUCUCGGUGCCUUAAGGAAAUAAAUAUAUUGGAGUCCUAAUUACAUGC
Molecule: messenger RNA, 981 nt
Organism: Malus domestica (apple)
Lineage: Eukaryota; Viridiplantae; Streptophyta; Magnoliopsida; Rosales; Rosaceae
Product: L-type lectin-domain containing receptor kinase S.1-like
Biological process (GO): protein phosphorylation
Cellular component (GO): plasma membrane
Molecular function (GO): protein kinase activity; ATP binding; carbohydrate binding
Source: RefSeq, a predicted model, not a curated record